This is a messenger RNA of Heterobasidion irregulare TC 32-1, 1212 nucleotides long. RefSeq lists its product as uncharacterized. Gene Ontology annotation, molecular function: catalytic activity. The record is from RefSeq and is a predicted model, not a curated record. Gene Ontology annotation, cellular component: endoplasmic reticulum. Lineage: Eukaryota; Fungi; Basidiomycota; Agaricomycetes; Russulales; Bondarzewiaceae. The transcript has 4 exons. Gene Ontology annotation, biological process: nucleoside metabolic process; transmembrane transport. The coding region runs from base 1 to 1212 and encodes 403 amino acids.
AUGCUGCUCACGACGGUGCUCUCUUGUUUGGUGGCUUUCCCUGUCGCCGUGUUUGGCAAACCAUGGUUCAACAAUCACAACGCAGGAGUCAGGAGCACCUCUGGUCUGUCGGAGAGGCUCAAACCCAAAGUCCUCAUCAUCAGCAUGUUUUCGCCUGAAGCGGAGGCUUGGUAUGGCAUCCCAGAAUUCGAUCUAUUAGCGCGUAACAUCACUGUCACCGGGUUUUCCCCACUCUUUCCCCAUGCGCACUGCACAGAAGAUGGAUCUGUCUGCCAAGUUGUCACUGGAGAAGCAGAAAUCAAUGCGGCGGCAACAAUCACCGCACUCACACUGUCGCCCCAUUUCGACCUACGAUCGACAUAUUUUCUCAUUGCAGGAACCGCAGGCGUAAAUCCCAAAGUUACCACGAUUGGCUCCGUCACCUUCGCACGGUACGCGGUUCAGGUAACGCUCCAGUAUGAGAUCGAUGCGCGCGAACUCCCACCUGGUUUCACGACCGGCUACUUUCCCCAAGGCUCAGACUCACCUAAUGAAUACCCACAAGAUAUAUACGGCACAGAGGUUUUUGAGGUCAAUGACAGACUACGCUCUCUCGCCGUCGGUUUCGCCAGGACUGCUACGUUGAAUGACUCCCGCGAUGCGGUCGCAUAUCGCGCAAAGUACGCUCACGACAAAAUCUAUGCCUCUGCGGCGAAGAAGCCGUCUAUCGUCGAGUGUGAUACAGCGACAUCAGACGUGUAUUGGACUGGAGCACUGCUCUCCGAAGCUUUCGAAAACACGAUGAGGCUGUUUACGAAUGGCACUGGAGUGUACUGCACGGCGCAACAGGAAGACAAUGCCACGCUCGAAGCUUUACUCCGCUCGUCGCUCCAUAAUUUGACCGAUUUCAGCCGCAUCAUCGUAAUGCGCACUGCAUCGGACUUCGACAGACCAUACAUAGGCGGCUCGGUGAUCGACAACUUGCUUGACGAAAAUCAGGGUUACGAGCCUGCUCUGCGGAACAUCUACCUGGCAGGAGUGAAGGUUGUCGAGGGUAUUUUGAAGGAAUGGACGAAGCGGUUCGAGGUGGGGACAAAGCCGUCAAAUUACAUCGGGGACAUUUUUGCCUCGCUUGGUGGCAUCCCCGACUUCGGAACCGGCAGCACAUUCGGGGGUGGUAUAGCGGUAGCGCGGAAGAGGGACGUCAAACGAAGAAGAGUAAGAAGAGGGUGA